AGAACAACACGCGUUUACAUUUCAUUUCAGUAUUUUCGGUCUCCGCAUCAGCACCUCUCACUUCCUGAGUUCCUGAGCGAGGAGGCUGGUGAACGAAAUAAUAUCGUGACUCGUGACCCAACCUUAAUUCACCUCCGAGAUGCCUGAACCGUCCGACCAAGAGCUGUUGGCCAAAAUCGGUCUCAGCGAGCAGAAGAUCAAGGAGACCCUGAAAAACAAAGUGGUCACCGCCAACUUGAGGACUGCGAUUUUAGCGGCAGAGGAUGUCGGAAGUUCCAACGGUGCCUUGCUUUACCACCUGGCUUCGAAAAUCAAAGCCCAAGUCGCGCAGCACAUUGCACUGAUAGCAGCCUACGUCGGCCAAGGAAAGCUGGACUCGACCCUGCGAAUCGAUGCCGCCUUGGAGUACCUGCUGUCUAACCCAGGAGGGCCCGUUGAUAAGGGAAAACUUGAGGUGGCGGCCGGGGUCGGCGUCGUCGUUACUCCGGAGCAGAUUGAGAAUGCUGUUGAGGAGGCCAUUGAAAAGCACAAGAGUGCUUUGCUUGAGAAAAGGUACCAAUGCAACAUGGGACAAAUCAUGUUAGACGCGAGGGCAAAGCUGAGCAAAUGGGUGGAUGGGAAAGCAUUGCGAAACGAGGUGGACCUGCAGGUUCUGAACCUUUUGGGCCCCAAGACUGAAGAGGAUUUAAAUCCAAAACAGAGUGAUAAAAAGGCCAGUAAGCCCCCUAAAGAGAAGAAACCCGAAAAAUCGAAUAAGGAAGAGGCGCCAGUGGAGAAACUGAGCAUGGCUGAGUUCCUCAAGACUAAAGUGUUCUUCCACAAGCCUGGAGAAAAUCAUAAAACGGAAGGAUAUGUGCUGACUGAAAAGACAAAGGACCUGCUCAAUGAACAUAUUAAACUGACUGGAGGGAAGGUUCGAACUCGGUUUCCUCCAGAGCCAAACGGAAUCCUGCACAUCGGCCACGCCAAGGCGAUCAACAUUAAUUUUGGCUACGCAUCCGCGCAUGGAGGCAUUUGCUUUCUGAGGUACGAUGACACUAAUCCUGAGAAGGAAGAAGAAAAGUUCUUUGUCGGCAUCAAGGACAUGGUUGAGUGGCUUGGCUACACGCCGUACAAGAUCACGCACAGUUCUGACUACUUCGAGCAGCUGUACCUGUGGGCCGUGGAGCUUAUCAAGCGCGACCUGGCCUACGUGUGUCACCAGAGAGCCGACGAGCUGAAGGGAUUUAAUCCACCACCGUCUCCUUACCGCAACAGGCCCAUCGACGAGAGUCUCCAGCUCUUUGAGGACAUGAAAAAUGGAAAGAUUGGCGAAGGAGAAGCGACCUUGAGGAUGAAGAUCACCCUGGAGGAGGGAAAGCAAGACCCUGUGGCUUACAGGAUCAAAUUCGUGCCGCACCACAGAACCGGAGAUGAGUGGUGUAUCUACCCUACCUACGACUACACUCACUGCCUCUGUGACUCCAUUGAGCACAUCACGCACUCUCUCUGCACCAAGGAGUUCCAGUCAAGGCGUUCAUCCUAUUACUGGCUGUGCAAUUCUCUGGACGUCUACUGCCCAGUGCAGUGGGAAUAUGGCAGGCUCAACAUCAACUACACUGUCGUGUCGAAGAGGAAAAUCGCCAAACUCAUUGAGGAGCAAAUCGUUAGCGAUUGGGAUGAUCCGAGGCUAUUCACGCUGACUGCGCUGCGCCGUAGAGGCUUUCCGUCCGAAGCCAUCAACAAUUUCUGCGCACAGAUGGGUCUGACGGGAGCCCAGGUCGUGGUUGAUCCGCAAGCCCUGGACGCCAGUGUGCGUGACGUGCUGAACGUGACGGCGCCAAGAUGCAUGGCCGUGUUGGAGCCGCUAGCCAUCCACAUCACAAACUUCCCCUCAAAUAGCCCGAUAGAGUGCCUAGUGCCUGACUUCCCGAACGAGCCAAACAAAGGCAGCCACAAGGUCCCGUUUGCCAAGGAUCUCUUUAUUGAGUCCUCCGAUUUCAAACAGGAGCCGGAAAAAGGCUACAGAAGACUUGCGCCGGGCCAGUCAGUUGGUCUUCGGCACACUGGCUAUGUCAUCAGCCUGAAGAAGGUGGUCACGGACAGCGCAGGAAGGAUCAGUAAAUUGGAAGUUGAGUGCGUCGACGCAAAUACGGUCGAGAAGCCAAAGGCCUGGAUCCACUGGGUGUCUAAUCCGGUCAAAAUUGAAGUUCGGCUCUACGACCGACUUUUCCAGCACAAAAACCCCGAAGACUCAAACGAAGUGCCUGGAGGGUUCCUCAGUGACUGCAACAGGGAUUCUCUCACCAAAGUCGCCGCACUUGCUGACAGCUCUGUCCGAAAUGCGAAGGUCUACGACAAGUUCCAGUUUGAACGCCUUGGCUUCUUCUCUGUUGAUCCAGACUCGACAAAAGGCCAGCUUGUGUUUAACAGGACGGUCACCCUAAAAGAAGAUUCGGGCAAGGUGUAAAUAUUGCGAUUUAAAAUAAAUUUCAUUCUUUAUUUAUUGAUAAAAGUCA
Messenger RNA from Cloeon dipterum, 2498 nucleotides. RefSeq names its product Glutaminyl-tRNA synthetase (gene GlnRS). Gene Ontology annotation, biological process: glutaminyl-tRNA aminoacylation; translation. Bases 140 to 2449 code for a protein of 769 amino acids. The transcript has 12 exons. The record is from RefSeq and is a predicted model, not a curated record. NCBI's taxonomy places the organism in Eukaryota, Metazoa, Arthropoda, Insecta, Ephemeroptera, Baetidae. Gene Ontology annotation, cellular component: cytosol; aminoacyl-tRNA synthetase multienzyme complex; cytoplasm. Gene Ontology annotation, molecular function: ATP binding; glutamine-tRNA ligase activity.